Messenger RNA from Hyaloscypha bicolor E, 1005 nucleotides. RefSeq lists its product as uncharacterized. The record is from RefSeq and is a predicted model, not a curated record. Lineage: Eukaryota; Fungi; Ascomycota; Leotiomycetes; Helotiales; Hyaloscyphaceae. The transcript has 3 exons. Bases 1 to 1005 code for a protein of 334 amino acids.
AUGGCAUCGAUAACUUAUAGUUCGCCGACUUUUACGACCUUCACCAAUAUUGGACCAAUUACAACAUCGUUGUCCUUCCCUCCAGACUGUUAUACUGAUCACUAUGACUUCCAAACUUGGGGACUUGGCUUCCCCUGGAGGUACACCACAGCCGGUACGUGCACCCGAAACAUAUCAGAACGCGACUUUGGCUCAGAUCCCCGUCGCACUCCAGGCUGCGCAAUAAGUUCCUGUUGUCCCUCUGGGAAAUACUACUCGCAAGGAUUUGCAUGGAUGACGAGCUAUUAUUCUCCUGGUCUGUACUGUCCUUCAAACUACCACACCUGCUCUCCUCCUCCGUCGCCGUAUCAGCUUUCCUCGGCCAGCGGAGAGACCAUUGCCUUUUGCUGUCCAAGCACGUGGGAAAGUCAAACUGGAGGAGGUGGGAUCGUAUAUGAUGGCUGUAAUAGCGGCUUCUCAACUGGCUCUCAGGUAGUCACGGUGGCAGACAAUAUUUACGACCAGAGCUCAUUGUCACAAUACACCUUCACAGAAACAGGAAUAACGACACUAUGGCAAAUUGCCUGGCCAAUACAGAUUCGGUGGCAGAGCUCUGACUUCAUUACAAGCUUAAUCCAAAGCACCAGCACUGGGAUCGCGGUGACGGGGCCGACUAGCACCUCCAAAUCCACCUUACCUGUGCCGUCGCCAUCUCGACUCUCUAGCGGGGCAAUUUCUGGGAUUGUCGUUGGUUCGCUCAUUGGCGCUGCACUCCUUAUCGGUUUCCCGCUCUUCCUUUUUUUCUUUCGUCGGCGUCACGCAAGAUCCACGCAGCCCGUCAACAACGAACCUAGUGGCAAGCCAGAGUUAUCGGGGGAUGGAAAACGGCUUUUUGUCCCACAUCCAUCCGUGUAUCCGCAACCUAACGCUGAGUUGGAAGGGAGUGAUUCUAGAGGGCCAAUAUCAGCAUCCUGGAAUCGUCACUCUCUAGAUCCUAAUAUUUCGGAACUACCAGCAAUGAAGUAA